Molecule: messenger RNA, 2629 nt
Organism: Pomacea canaliculata
Lineage: Eukaryota; Metazoa; Mollusca; Gastropoda; Architaenioglossa; Ampullariidae
Exons: 15
Coding region: 104-2629 (841 amino acids)
Source: RefSeq, a predicted model, not a curated record
AGGGCUGCCUUUGCAAUAGGUAGCAAACCAUCGCACUGUUUUCCUGCUCUUCUUUGCCGGCGAGCAAGCGAAGGGAGACAAUCCGCGUGACACAGACGUAACCAUGACGUGGACAGCGGUCGUCUGCUGGGUCUUGCUGGUGGCCGUCGUGGUCCCCACAGUCAAGCCACAGACAAUGCAGCCUCAACGUCCAUACGUUGGCUGUUUCCAUGACGACAAAGAUCGCCUCUUCCCUACGCCUGUGAAGGUAUUCGAUAACCUGACCCCUGACCUCUGUAUACAGAAUUGCAGGACCCAGGGUUACAAGUAUGCAGGAGUACAGUAUGGAAAGGAGUGCUACUGCGGAAGCUCGUGCGAAAAGUACCCUAAGAUCGAUGAAUCACAGUGUAACUAUAACUGCACGGGCAACAAGGACAUCAGAUGUGGAGGUUUCUACGCAAUGGGUGUAUACACAACGGAACAAGAAUCACCUCCGGGUGUGGACUGCAGUGGCGACUUUCGCCCGUUCCUGGGCUACUGCUUGCGAAUAUCCUCUGUCCCCCAGGACUGGGCCACCGCCCAGCGUACCUGUCUGGAGCAAGGUGCUCGAUUGCUCGAAGUGGAAAACUUCAUGGGCCUUUUGGCGCAGCUCUCUAACCUCGGGGCAUACAAAGACCAGAUCAUUGGGCAAAAAAUCUUCCUGGGCGCGGUUGGUUCGACCUCCACUACCAUAAAGGUGGGAUCCCUGAUGACAGCCGCUCAGACAGGAUUACAGGACCUGGUCAAAGGCUUAGUCAGCACCGACUACUCCGCUAGCAAAAACACCCUGAUCCAAGGUCUCCUGCGGGGUUCCGAUAGCAGUGACGAAGAUGACGCCUCGAAGCAGGGGUCUGACAGAAGUGGAAGCAACCAGAACUCCGGCCAGGUCAAAAGUCGUGAACGUCGCGACUUGAGCGGUAUCUCCCUCGUGGCGAAGGCGCUGGGCAGCAAUACCUUAGGUGGCAUAGCCAACGCCUUGAACCAGGGGUUUGGAGUCCUCCAGACCUCUGCCCAGGCCGGAGAUCGCCAGUCGCCAGGCUCGGUCAGCAGGGAUGAUGAUGAUGAUGACAAUCAGAGUGGAGGCAGCCAGAACUCCGGCCAAGCCAUAAGUCGCCAGUCGCCAGGCUCGGGCAGCAAGGAUGAUGAUGAUGACAAUAACGUCAACAAUUGGGUAAAAGACCUAUUUAAAGGACCGGGUUCGACUAGUCGGCAGGAUGACGACAAUGACAACAGAUUUGGAAGCGGGGGUCUGAGUAAGACGACAGAAAGCAGCAACAGGCUGUGCAAUUACGUAAUCUUCGAGUCCCUCUACCCUAAAAUCGGCCUCGGCGACUGCUCGGCGAAGAUGUCCUUCAUCUGCGAGAAAGCUGCCAAUUGGAAGCCAGAAGACCUAACCUACACCAACUGGUUCUCUCUGAAAACUGGCAAUGCUGAUCAAGAUGAAGAGACCUAUAGCAACUACUUUCUACAGCAGGUUAAACUACCUCCGGCUGAAAGAGGACCACUGUGUACAACUCCCGUUGCCUGCCAGUGUAGACGUAAAGGCAGUACACUCAGCACAGAUGUGAUAGAUUCCAAGAUUAACAACAACCCAUACUCACUGAACUUUGAGAAUGAUUGGGGAUGCCAGCUGGUCAACGGCGACUGCCAGCUGCGGUGUCAGAAGUCACGACAAACUCUCUUGAAGACGUGCUUUGACUUCGAGAUGCGAGCCUUAUGCCCUAAAACAGACACCUCCACGUGUGCCCAGCAGAUCAACAAAGACAACUGCAACAAGCUGAACAAAGACUGCAAAGACACGCCGACAGGACCCAUAUGUGUGGAGAGAACACAGACACCAGGCCAGUGCGGCUUGCCCAAUGGUCAGCCAACUGCGAUGAAAAAGUGUACUGCCUCAGGCGACCCGCAUUACCGGUCCUUCGAUGGGAAAUGCUACAACUUCAUGGGUACCUGCUGCUACACAUUUCUACAGAUGUGCGACACUUCCGGUGGGCUCCCGAACAUCGAAGUGACGGUUUGUAACGACAAAUUUGGUCGCAACCCGGCGCUGACCAAGGUAGCGUGGACUAGCAACAUCACUGUGUAUGUUCCAACUCCGUCUGGUGUGCGACGCUCCUUCCUCUUCAAGCGCGACAAAUAUUUUGAAGCAAAUGGAAACAGAAUUUCUCUUCCUUUCUCUGCCGGAAAUGUGAAGGUGUACAUGUCCCAGAACAGAGUGAUUCUUGACACGGACUUGUGCUUCAAGUUGGAAUGGGACUGGAGCUCAAGCAUUUCUGUCAGCUUGGCGGCGUCGUAUCGAGGACGCACGUGUGGACUGUGCGGCAACAUGAACGACAACCCAGAAGACGACUUCGUCCCCUACAAAGGCGAUAGGAACGUGGCGGUCACCGACUUCGCCGAUAGCUACCUUGUGCCCACCAGCGGCGUGACAGAAUGUGAAGGUUCUCAGCCAAGUCCCACCACUCCAGUGUGUUCGGAUACUGACUCGCUGAAGUACAAGCAGGAUAUUUACUGUGGGCUUCUGAAUCCACUCAAUACAAACUCUCCUUUUUACAAGGCCAUUCAAUGGCAACCUCCCGGUAAGUCUGUGCGGGUUGUCACAUAUAUUUAA